AUCCACUCGCAGCGGAUGAGCACGUGGAAAUGAAACAGACAGAUGGUGUUCAAUCCUUGUAUAGAACUGAUAUGUUUGUACGCAGGCACGCUCGUAUCUUAGCGUUCUUGUUGUUUACUUUUAACCACUUGUCUUUUCAGUACAGGCAGCCAAGCCGAUAAAAUUCUUCAGAAAAUUAAGUUAAUAGUGAAAUCAUUACAAGCUGGUAUAUACUUCUGUGUAAAGUUAUUAACAUUUUAUUAGGUAAAUAAAGGCAAUCACUUGUAAAUGGCUCUCUAUACUUCAAAGCAUGCGUAGUAAUGGGCUUCCCUGACUCCAUGUAAAUGGCUUUCCAUACCAGGAAGGCUUCCUGUCUAAUGGUGGGGACUUGCAAGGUGUAAAACAUGUAAUCCUCUUGUCCCAGUUAUCUGUAUAUAGAGGUAGCGGUGGCAUACAAGCUCUCAUGAAUAACAAUGCAAGAAAAUUGGCUGAGCAAGAUGAAUCAACGCUCGUAGCCUCGGGAAUUCCUUACACCAUCAUCAGAGUUGGCAUGUUGCAAAAUACACCUGGAGGCACACAAGGUUUCAGCUUUGAAAAGGGUAGUGCAGAGAAGGGGAGUCUUAGCAAAGAGGAUGCUGCCUUCAUCUGUGUGGAAGCUCUUGACGUCGUCCCUCAAGUAGGGUUUACAUUCGAGGCGGUCAACGGAGAAGAGAAGGUUUCAGAUUGGAAAGAGCGUUUAACCAGAUUGAUGGAGAAAUCAGAGCAGAAGCAUCCUUGAUAUGUCUCAAUUCAAGGCAUGUAAACGUGUUCCUAUUUCUUCAUCUGCUCCCUCAGCUUAGAAACCCUGUAUUUUACAAUGAACUGGCCAUGGGUGACCUCUGUUGCCAUGAACAAUCUGAGCAGCUUAAAACUAUCCAUCAAUCCUCGGUCCUUUUACACCAUCA
This is a messenger RNA of Populus euphratica (Euphrates poplar), 923 nucleotides long. RefSeq lists its product as uncharacterized. Gene Ontology annotation, cellular component: chloroplast. NCBI's taxonomy places the organism in Eukaryota, Viridiplantae, Streptophyta, Magnoliopsida, Malpighiales, Salicaceae. The record is from RefSeq and is a predicted model, not a curated record. The transcript is spliced from 5 exons. Bases 443 to 757 code for a protein of 104 amino acids.